AAAAUGCAUCUGUAGAUAAUAUCAUUAUUAAAAAGGCUCUUUCUCAAUUAAGAGAAGUUUUAAAAGAAUAUGACCUAAAGAACAUUUAUAAUAUAGAUGAAACUGAAUUAUUUUAUUGGUAUUAA
Messenger RNA from Cetraspora pellucida, 125 nucleotides. The record is from the annotation of a GenBank genome assembly. NCBI's taxonomy places the organism in Eukaryota, Fungi, Glomeromycota, Glomeromycetes, Diversisporales, Gigasporaceae.